Molecule: messenger RNA, 1986 nt
Organism: Plasmodium gallinaceum
Lineage: Eukaryota; Apicomplexa; Aconoidasida; Haemosporida; Plasmodiidae
Gene: GPI1
Product: phosphatidylinositol N-acetylglucosaminyltransferase subunit GPI1, putative
Exons: 10
Coding region: 1-1986 (661 amino acids)
Biological process (GO): GPI anchor biosynthetic process
Cellular component (GO): endoplasmic reticulum; membrane
Source: RefSeq, a predicted model, not a curated record
AUGACUAACAUAGAAGGGGGGAUAUCACAAAAUAAAUGUUUAAAUAUUUUUUUUCCAAUAAACAUGGAAAAUUCAGAUAAAAAAUUAAAUUAUUUAUAUGGUUUAUCUAAUGAAAAUACAUAUAUUGUUAUCCAUAUUUCCUAUAAAUAUAUAGAUAAAUUUAAAAUAAAAAAGAACAAUGAAAACGAAGAUGAUUGGAAGAAUAUUAGAAUUAUUGGAGAAAUAGUUUUAGCAAAAAACUUAGAAGAAUUACAGAAUAUCAAGUUUGUAAAAUCUAAUAAUAAUAAUAUCAAUAAUUAUAUAUAUCUUACCUAUUAUAAAAAUAGACCAAUAUUUAUGAGAAAAAACGGAAAUGAAGAAAAUAUAAAUGCUUUAUUUAUUUUAUAUAAUUCAAGAAAAUAUAUCUAUAAUCUUUCAUAUGAUCAUGUGAAUAAUUUGGUUUCUAAAACUUUUAGUAGAAAAGAUAUAUUUAUAAAAGAAAAGAAAAAAAAACAUAUAGAUAUGGAAAAUCAAUAUAAAAUGAAUCUUGAUAUAAAUAAUGAAAAAAAUAACGAAGUAAAUGAAAAAAAUGAAGAAAAUCAUAAAAAGGAAAAUUGUAAAAAUAUAUUAGAAGAAAAAAUAUCAAAUUAUUAUAAGGAUUCAAAAAAGGAAGGAAAAUGUUCUGAUAAAAUAAAUUUAUGUUAUAACAGGGAAUAUAAUUUAAAAGAAAAAGAAUUAAUUUGUUUUAAUUUUGUUGAAAAUAAAAUAAUUCCAUCUCUAAAAUUUGAAGAGAUAAUUACAUUAAUUAAUAAAAAAUGUCUAUAUUCAAGCGGUAUAGAAAAUUAUAAUAUUGCUAGUAAUUCAAAAGGAAGAAAUUUUUAUAUAUUAAAAAAAAAAAAAUAUAUAGUUUCACUUAUAGUUUACACAUUUGUAUUUUUUAUAUAUUUCAUAUCUCUGUUAAAUAGAUCUUUGUAUUAUAUAAUUAAUAAACCUAAUUUUUUAAGUAAAUUCAUUUAUUCAAAAAAAAAAAUAAAUAUUUUGCAUUUAAUAAAAGAAAAGUUAUUAAUUCACUCAGAAUGGUAUUAUAUAAUUAAUAAAUUAAUUAAAAAUAAAAAAAAUCCUUUAGAAUAUCAAAAAUAUAAGCACAUAUUAUUAAUUAGAUUAUUUAAUUUAAUAACAGAUAUGGUUUUAGGAGUAUUUAUAUAUUUUUUAUUGUCAUUUAAUAUAAUUAAUUUUUAUUUUUUUUGUGAUAAAUUAAGAAUUUUUUAUGAUUCUAGAACUUUAACAUCUAUAUUAGGAACAUUAUUACAAAAUCCUUUAGGUUUAAAAUUAAAUAACAAUUUUACUUCUUUUGUUGGUAGUGUUAUUGUUUCUAUUUUAGAUAAAUGGGAUUAUUUAAGAGUUAUAAUUUCAAUAAAAAAAUAUUAUGUUUUAGAAUUUUUUAGAUAUUCUUCUUUAUUAGGCUUAUCUUUUUUUCUUUCAUUUCUCAUUGAUUACUUAAGAUUUAUAACUGCACAUGUUAGCCUCAUUUUUUUUUUUUUAAAAAAAAUGUGUACAGCUUUUCACAAUAAUAUAUAUUCUUUAUAUUUGCUCUUCAAUGGUAAAAAGUGGAAUAUUUUAAAAUUAAGAGUAGACACAAAUUAUUAUACAAAUGAAGAAGUUAUUUUUGGAACAAUAUUAUUUACUAUAUUAAUUUUUUUAUAUCCAACUGCUUUAGUAUUAGUUGUAGUAUUUGGAAUAAUUUAUUUUAUAAUUAACAGGAUGAUAUAUAUUUUGUUUCUUUUAAAAAAAAUGAUAUUAUAUUCUCCUUUUUAUAUUUUUUUUGUAUCAUCUAAUUUUAAUAAAUAUAUUAGCAAAGGAAUAAAAUUUACACAACUUGAAAAUGUGGAAUGUGAAGAAUUAAAAGAUUUUCCUAAAACAUAUUACUUGCUUCUUGAAAAUAAUAAAUUUUUAUUUUGUGAUAAAAUAAAAUUAUUUAUAAAUAUUUUCCUCAAUUUUGAAAAAUAA